CUGGUUCCAGGGGCCCAAGGGCAGCUUUACCAGAGCCAAGGGUAAAACAAUGGCAUUGUUCUGGAUCAGUCUAGAACUCCCCACACGAAGGUCUAGAAUCCUCAGCAUUCUUAGUCUUAUCAGAGCCAAGGUGUCCAGCUCCCGCCCAUCCUCCAGCAGGCCUCAUGUGGGUUCUGGCACUAGCUGGGGUUUUCCUGGUUGUUGCCAAGGCUUGUAUCUUUUGUCGCCUCCCAACCCACGCCUUGCCUGGCCGCCUGGCUCAGCUCAGUAGCCAGAUGGAGAUGCAGUGGAAGGAAUGGGCUUCCCCAGACUUCUCAGCCUUUGCCUUAGAUGAGGUGACCAUGAACAAGAUCACAGAGAAGACUCACAGAGUCCUGAGGGUCAUGGAGAUAAAAAGGUCCUUCUCCUCGCUUCCUUCGUAUUGGCAAUGGCUUCAGAAGACCAAGAUCCCCCAGUACACCAGGGAAGCUCUCUGUGCUCCCGCUUGUUGGGGCAGCACCAUCCUGUACAACUGCUCUACCUGUGAGGGCCAGGAGGCACCUUGUUGGCCCAGGAAGCGCUGCUUCCCAGGAAGUCACGAUCUGUGGGACGCUAGGAUUCUGCUCGUAUGUAUCUUCGGAAUUGUCCUGCUUUUGGGCGCUCUGAGCCUCCAGGUGGAGUACCGCGACCUGCAAGCAAAAGACUUGUGAAGAUGCUGACAGCGUUUCACCUCCGCCUUCUAAGGAGUUUGUGCCCACAAUUUCUACAUUCCCUAGGGUGGGAAAGAGCCACUCUUUAGACCCAGCCCCAAAGCCUCAGUCUUCCAGACCCUAAACUCAGACUUUUGGAACCAAUAUCCGUGUCGGAUGGCUCCAGGAACCCAGGCACACACCCCCCACCCCCACCAGCUGGAAAGUUCCUCCUCUUCUGAAUCGCCCCACCAAUCAGAGAGCAGGGGAUGAUGCCAGGAAAUUAUCUACAGAAGGAAAGAAUCCCUUACCACCACUCCCACAUCCCCUCUGUCCAUUCCCGGAAAGCGGGGGACUGUUGGCCUGUAGAUGUUGCUCUAGGCCCUCCUAUGACUGAUCGUGAAUCCGGGAAUGAGAGUUCUGGAAAACUCUCCCUCUGGGGUGAGACCACAUCAGUCAGCCUGCUGGCAUGCAAUCCCUCCAUUGUGUUAUUAUUGUGCAGCUCUGGCCUCCACGCCUGCUGGGCCCAACUAAAUUUGGUGUGCAAUGCCUUCCAUCCGUUCCUGGCCCUAUCUGCAACUUGGGCAAGCAAGAGAAUGAAGAUUCUUAGGAAUUCUAAUUAGGGGUGCCCCGAAAGAUGUUUAGUAAUGUCUGGAGACAGUUUUGUUUUGAUUGGGGGUUGUGUUACCGGCAUCUAGUGGGUGGAGACUAAGUCUGCUGCUAAACAACCUAGGACACACAGGAAAGUCCUGUCCUAACGUCUAUAGUUUACGGUGGAGAAAACCGGGUGCCGGUGCUCUGUGUUUUAGGGGCUUGGGAUUAGGGUGACAGGAGAUGGAAAAGCAGAGAGGCCUGCCACCAGGCACAAGUCCUAAUAUAAGCACUGAAGCCCAGAUGGGGUCCCAACCUUCACCUAGUUUUCAAACUGAGGGCAAGUGUUUUCAGGUAGCACAUUUGGAGUUACAGUUUCCAAACAACUCAUGUUUCUAUCCCUUCUCCUGAGUGCGAGUGGGGAGGUCUCACACAAAGCCUUGGUUAAUAUGGUCGACAGCCAGGUUAGAACCGCUGCUGUUAGGGCUUUGCCUAUGGACAGAGGGAGAAGCUCUCUAGGAUCUCCACUGUUUUCCUCCUUAUUUUUUGUUGUUGCUGCUGUUGGGUUUUUUUCUUUUUUUUUCAAGACAAUUUCUUUGUGUAAGAGCUCUGGAACUCUAUUUGUAGAUCAGGCAGGCCUUGAACUCACAGAGAUCCACACGCCUCUGCCACCAAAGUGCUGAGAUCAAAGGUGUGCACCACGAUGCCCUGCCCUAAAUUUUGUCUUUAGAUUUUAUUUAUUUGCUUGGUUUGAUUAUUGUGUGUAUGUAAGCUUAUGGACCACACCACAUGUGUGGAGGUAAGAAACAAUUUGUAGGGGUUGAUUUUCUCCUCCUACCAUGAGGGUUCCAGGGACUGAACUCAGAGGAACUUUGUGGCAAGCUCCUUAACCUGCGGAGCCAUCAGUUCGGCCCUUCACUUUUGCUUUUGAGAUGGUCUUGCCAUCUUAGCCUGGCCUCCAUCUUGCUUUGAUGUGGAGGAUGACCUUGAGCCUCUGAGUUUCCUGCGUCUGCCUCCUCAGUGUUGGGGUUACAGGCAUGCUCUGUCACCAUUUGGCCUUCUCUGUUUUACACAUUCUAGACAAUCCUUCCAUUUUGUACAAGAAAAUAUGAGAGCCAGAGGUUGUAUAGGGGCACAAGCUUGUCCGAGAUCAUAGGAAAACUCAUGCAUUGCUUGGACGAGAAGGUGUGCGAAGCCUGUGAUGUGUGUCCUGACCUCUGGGGAGGCACAGUUCUCUGGAGAGCACUUGCCCUGUUGUUUCCUCCUCUGCUCAAACUUCAUUUCUGGGAUCAACAGUUCCCGUUCUUCUGCCUAAUAUUCCUAGAUCUAGAAUAGCACCCAUUAUUCAAGGACCUAAUAUUCCUAGAUCUAGAAUAGCACCCAUUAUUCAAGGACCUCUAACCCGUCUGCCCCCCUUCUCCUGUGGUGGUCUCCAGCCCACCAUGAGCCUUUUAUAAUGGACCUUAGUCUUCCAGAUGCUCCAACUGGUCAUGAAUGCUCGUCUUGAACCCAGGUCAUUCUCAGUGGCCACGUGGCUCCACCCAAAGCUCCUGAUUUCUCCCAGUAUAUGAUGGGGUUGAGUUUUGGAGUUGAGCUGCUUGACUUCAGAUCUUUAGUCUGCUCUUAUUGGGUCUUGACAACUUAUGUAACUUCUCUGUAGCAGUUCCUUAUAUGUUGUUUUUGACACAGUCUUGUUGUGUAACUGGGAUCAGUGGCAGAUGCUCCCAGCCUCAGAAGUCCUAAGCAUUUUGUACACUUUUUUUUUUUUUGGUUUUACGAGUCAGGGUUUCUCUGUAUUGUUUUGGAGCCUGUGGGUCCAGCCUGGCCUCGAACUCACAGAGAUCCGCCUGCCUCUGUCUCCCGAGUGCUGGGAUUAAAGGCGUGCGCCACCACUGCCCGGCCAUUUUGUACACCUUUGACUGCAAUAUUGCUUUAAUGUAAGCACUGUUGUAGUCCAUGAAAUGCAUGGUAUCAAGGACUAGCGAUGGCUCAGCUGGGAAGAGCUCUUGCAGAGGACCCAGGUUCUCUUCUCAGCACCCACAUGGCAGCAACAGCUGUCCAACACUCCAGUUCUAGGGGUCCAGUACCACCUCUGACCUCUUCGGACACUGGUAAUGCAUGUGGUACACACGUACCUAUAUGCUGGCAAAACAUUCAUACGCAUAAAAUGAAAAUAAAAUCUUAAAAAGUAAA
Molecule: messenger RNA, 3452 nt
Organism: Mesocricetus auratus (golden hamster)
Lineage: Eukaryota; Metazoa; Chordata; Mammalia; Rodentia; Cricetidae
Gene: Tmem95
Product: transmembrane protein 95
Exons: 7
Coding region: 165-689 (174 amino acids)
Biological process (GO): fusion of sperm to egg plasma membrane involved in single fertilization
Cellular component (GO): sperm plasma membrane; acrosomal membrane
Source: RefSeq, a predicted model, not a curated record